Messenger RNA from Lentinula edodes (shiitake mushroom), 1281 nucleotides. Its product is annotated as FAD dependent oxidoreductase. The transcript is spliced from 7 exons. Gene Ontology annotation, molecular function: D-amino-acid oxidase activity; FAD binding. The record is from RefSeq and is a predicted model, not a curated record. NCBI's taxonomy places the organism in Eukaryota, Fungi, Basidiomycota, Agaricomycetes, Agaricales, Omphalotaceae. Bases 1 to 1281 code for a protein of 426 amino acids.
AUGUUCGCCAAAGCAUUUACGCCUAACUUCUACUUGGAGCCUGUUGACAACGAGCUUCAACUUCGCAUUGGCACCCCCAGUCCUGCUGCACCAAAAGAUAAGCGAAUCCUCGUCAUUGGUGGUGGUGUUAGCGGAAUGACGUCGGCUUGGGCCUUGAUGGAUCAAGGAUAUGAUGUGACCAUACUUUCAGACCGUUGGGCAGAUCGCAAGAACCGUAUUACCUCUCAAAUCGCUGGAGCUCUAUGGGAAUAUCCUCCCGCUGUUUGUGGAAAGCACACAGAUGCGAUUUCUUUGUGUCACUCCAAGGGUUGGGCGAUGACCUCCUACAAAAUCUUCGAACAAAUCGUGACGAAGUUAGGCGAAACUGACGGCAUCGAUCACGGUGUCCGAAUGAGGAUCGCCAAUUUCUUCUUCGACACCCCUCUAGAAGCUCGUCCAGAUCAACUCGAAAAAUGGGAGGAGAUCUGUAGCUUGUCGCACACGAUCAAAGGACUCAAGCGCAGCGCAGAUCUUAUCCAACACCAUUCUGUUGACCAGAAAGCUGGGAUGAAAGAUGCCUAUCAACUGCUCUCUCCAGCUGUUGAUACCGAUGUCUAUAUGAUGUGGUUACACUUUGUUUUGAGUUGCAAAGGCGCUACCUUCGUGACCGAACGUAUCAAAGGAAGUCUGCUCGACCAGGAAGAAGAACUUCUCUCUCGCUUUGAUGCUUAUGCGAUAAUCAAUGCGACAGGUCUCUCGGCCUUGGAACUGGCUGGUGAUGAAACCGUGUACCCUCUUCGAGGAGCAAUCAUCCGGGUCAAAAAUGAUGGAACUAAAUUCCCCAAGCUCACAGAAGCUCUCGCGGUGACCCACGACGAGACGUACGGAACUGAUGAAGACAUGGUUUUCAUUGUCCCUCGAAACGACAACAUUUUGAUUUUGGGUGGUAUCACGGAACCCAAUGAGUGGAAUCUCAACUUGACUGUCGAUACGCCUGUUAUUAAACGCAUGCGCGAGCGCUGCAACGCAUUCGUCCCUGGACUUGAGAACGCUGAGUACGACGACGAGACUGACCUUCUCCAAGGUUUAAGGCCUUUCAGGGGGUCGAAUGUCAGAGUUGAGCGGGAGACCGCACCCAGGAAAGACGGAUCUCAUAGCCGCAUUGUUCACACAUACGGACAGGGAGGAUCAGGAUUUUCUUUGUCGUUUGGAUGUGCUGGAACAGUCGUUUCCUUGGUACAGGAGAUUGAAGCAUCCAAGCCACCUGCGAAGAUGGAACUUGUGAACGCUGUUUGCUAUUAA